GUAACAGGCCGAUUAGAUUCAGACCUUUAUAUGCACAUUUAUUUAUUUAAUAUGUCAUUUGCAUGCGGAGUGCGCCUCUGUGGACGUGCCUGCUCGACCUCUGAAGGGAGUUAGGAGAAGAGUGAAUUCAGCGGUAACUUUAUCCGCUCUGAACAGACCGUGAAGAAUCUUAAAUGCUCAACAAGUUGUUUUAUUCUUUUCUUUAUGAGGAGCCUUUAAUCAUCCGUCUGCGCGCAUCGAUUUACAUUGGAGUAGUUCUUCUGUCAUACAUGUAGAAGCUUUCAUCUUCCCUCGGUACAGUAAAAGGAGAAAGGACACGGCUGAAACCUGGACACAAUGUCAUUGAAAGUCGACAGAAGUGGGAAUGAUACCGGCGGCUGAGAGAACACAAUGUUUGAAACGUCAUAUUGAUUCUGGCUUUAGUUUGUGAAACACCGCUGUCACCGUCUCUGUCUGAGCGCUUGAUUCACGAGGGAAACGGUAUUUCGGCGCGCCUUCCAUCAUUAUAAAGGUGGCUUUUCCUUUCGGAUACAGAAAAUGAAAGCGUGGCGUGGACUCCGUGACAGCAUGGGCUAAAUUUUAGGUUAAUUUGAGUUCUCUCUGCCGCUGCGUCUGUCUCCGAUGGUCCGUUUUUUGUGUGCGCGUUUCUGGGUGUUCUGUUAGAAUGAGCCAGUGCGCCUCGGAGUGUAUGCCCAUAAUGUGCGUUCCUCAUGUCCAUUGACAACGCAUCCAUUCUGAUCAAGCGUCCUUGUCAUUCAUCCUCAGAUGUUUGCUCCCCAUUUUACCAACAUGCCGCCCCAAACAUAUCUUACAUAAUACAUGUUGAAAAAAAUAAAAUAAAAUAGUGUGAGGAGUAUGGACAUAACGGCUACACAGCAGGACAGCGACGGCCAAUGAGCGUCAAGCGCUGUUAUCUACAAUAGACCAGGAAACCGGUGCCAAUAUGACCGGCGUCGGAGCGUUGAGGGCGGCUGUGGAGAGGAGAGGGAGGGCCUCGGGCGGAGAGCAGUGUUUCAAGGACGAGGAAGGAGGAAUGAUGCAGAAACAUCUGUAAGGACAAUUGAGACUCUUUAAGGGGAGGAAAAGUGGGGCUGCUGGCGUCACACCGGCAGGGCAAAGGAUUCAAUGUCUGCAUGGGGGCAUUUCCAAGGGCACUGAGGUAAGGAUGGCCACAUUGCCAGGGAGACGGCGGAGGUGUGAGCUGUCAGCUCCAGGAGAAUGAAUGGAGACUGGACACUCCCCCCUCCUUUUUUUCUUUCGUAUAGUACCACUGACAGUGACAUUCUGACCUAUGUAGGACAAUUUAGACAAAGCAACAAUUUUAAAUAGCUUCUUUCCAGAGAGGGUUGGAGUCAGCCUACACGUUACACCCCCCUCCGCUCCCCCCAUCCCUCCUUUUCCCUGAGUUGGGAUGGAUGGGGUGGUAGGAGGAGUGGGUACCCCUGGAAGCGCCGGGGGCUCUGGUGGUGACAGCCUGCCCAGACGUAAUGGGGGGGACUCGAAGAGACGCAGUAAGGGCAGCUUACCUUCUCCGGGCUACAGGCUGUCCCAGGCCUCACUGGAAGGAGAGAAGGGUUCCUUCGGGGCAGACAGCACCACCUCCUCAGGUGGACGCGGCCGCCGCCCCUCCAUCAUGAGUUCAUCAACCAGGGAUGGGCUUCCCUUUCGCACAGCGGGCACCCCGACCACCCCCGUGCCCCUACCGCCACCGUCCUCCUCCUCUGCCAUAGCCCACCCUCCCUCGCGCUCAGUUGGCUUUGCCCGCACAGCCCUAGCCUCCACCUCGUCCACCGGGACUGGAGUUAUGGUGGUGGCCACAGGCGCAGAGACAACCACCACCACGGCUUGCAAUACCAAUGCAGCGGGGACUCCUGAGAUGGUGGGUCAUUCUGGGUUCGGUGGGUUUGGCAUGGGGCUGGACGGGGAGGACUACAGCAACUCAAACCAGAGCACUUUCAUCCAGAGACAGUUUGGAGCCAUGCUUCAGCCUGGGGUCAACAAGUUCAGCUUGCGCAUGUUCGGGUCUCAUAAAGCUGUGGCUCUCGAGCAGGAAAGACUGAAAUCGGCAGGAGCGUGGAUCAUACACCCUUACAGUGACUUUAGAUUUUACUGGGACCUGUUGAUGUUACUGUUGAUGAUGGGCAACUUAAUCGUCCUGCCAGUAGGCAUCACCUUCUUUCGAGAUGAGAACACCCCUUCUUGGAUCAUCUUCAAUGUGGUCUCUGACACUCUCUUUAUGGUUGACUUGGUUCUCAACUUCAGAACUGGCAUUGUCAAGGAAGACAGCACAGAGAUAUUGCUUGAUCCCAGGGCGAUCCGCCAGAACUACCUGAAGAGCUGGUUCCUUGUGGACUUUGUGUCAUCUAUCCCAGUGGAUUACAUCUUCCUGAUGGUGGACAGUCUGGACUCAGAGGUCUACAGGACUGCGAGGGCACUGCGCAUAGUCCGUUUUACCAAAAUCCUGAGCUUGCUUCGACUGCUCCGCCUGUCCAGGCUCAUCCGCUACAUCCACCAAUGGGAGGAGAUCUUCCAUAUGACCUAUGACCUUGCCAGUGCAAUGGUGAGGAUUGUAAACCUGAUUGGUAUGAUGCUGCUGCUGUGCCACUGGGAUGGCUGUCUCCAGUUUCUGGUCCCCAUGCUGCAGGACUUCCCUCCUGACUGCUGGGUUUCUAAGAACCUGAUGGUGAACGACACAUGGGGUGUGCAAUACUCCUAUGCUCUGUUCAAAGCCAUGAGCCACAUGUUGUGUAUUGGGUAUGGUGCCCAGGCUCCAGAGGGGAUGACUGAUGUUUGGCUCACCAUGCUCAGUAUGAUCGUGGGUGCCACCUGCUACGCCAUGUUCAUCGGCCACGCCACCGCACUCAUACAGUCACUGGACUCUUCACGUCGACAGUAUCAGGAGAAGUACAAGCAGGUGGAACAGUAUAUGUCCUUCCAUAAACUUCCUGCAGAUAUGCGGCAAAAGAUCCAUGAGUAUUAUGAGCAUCGCUUCCAAGGAAAGAUGUUUGAUGAGGAGAACAUCCUGGGAGAACUUAGUGAGCCUCUGAAAGAAGAAAUAGUCAGCUUUAACUGCCGGAGCCUGGUGGCUAAUAUGCCGCUCUUUGCCAAUGCUGACCCCAACUUUGUGACCGCUGUGCUGACCAAGCUCCGCUUUGAGGUGUUCCAGCCAUCUGACUUCAUAAUCCGUGAAGGCACCGUUGGGCGCAAAAUGUACUUUAUCCAGCAUGGAAGAGUUAGUGUCCUGACUCGUGGCAACAAGGAAACCAAGCUGAGUGAUGGGUCUUACUUUGGAGAGAUCUGUUUGCUGACUCGUGGACGGAGGACAGCUAGCGUCCGUGCAGACACGUAUUGCCGUUUGUACUCUCUCAGUGUGGACAGCUUUAAUGAGGUUCUGGAGGAACAUCCAAUGAUGCGUCGUGCCUUUGAAACAGUUGCUGUUGACCGUUUGGACCGUAUUGGCAGAAAGAACUCGAUGCUCCUGAGGAAAUCUUCCCAGGGGGGUUCUCUGGGGGGCAGUAUGGGUCGUGGUGGAGGCCGGGGUGGGGGGGGUCCAGGAGCUGGGGGUGGCCUUACAGCGGGCAGUCUGGGUUCCUGUGACAGUAUGUUGGUUCAGCAGAUUGUUAAACAUGACAGCAUGCCAGCCAUGCAGGACGCCAUUGCGGCUGCUGCUGCAGGAAGAAGUGGAGUGAUAGGAGGGAGUGGCACAGUGUCCCCUAGGCCACGCCCUGUCAUCUGGGCACCGCUGGUUCAUGCUCCCUUGCAGACUGCAGCUGCCACCAGUAAUGUAGCCAUUGCCCUCAUGCAUCAGCAGCAGCAGCAACAACAGCAGCUCCAGCAGCUGCAGCAGCAGCAUGCUCUAGGAGGGGCUUUCUUCCUACCUUCCCCUCUGAUCUCCCCAUCUCCAUCCUCUUCCUUUCCUCUCUCUCCUCCUCGUGCCCCUGUGCUACAGCCCCUUCGCCCCUCUGUGAGCUCCCUCAUUGGGAUGAUGGCGAUGGGAGGAAUGAGUGGUUUGUCACCAAGAGGAGGAUUUCCUGCCUCCCCCUCAACCAUUGGUCCUCUAAGUGGUGUGACAUCACCUCCGAUUGCUAAAACACCAUCCACUCCAGCCUCUACUGUCCCAACUUCCAUACAACAAGGAAGGACUCUCCAUUACAACCCACGCUUUCAAGCUGAUCAUCCCUCAAUGACUGCUGGAGCACCUGGAACCCCAACAGGGGGAGGGCCAGCUCCUUCACUCCACAAGGUACCAACCACCAACCCAAGCACCUCUUUCAGUUGCCCAUCUGAUGGCAACACUGGUCCGCAGGGUGCAAAAGAGGCAUUGUUACGUCAUGGUGGCAAUAGCUGUCAGGGUCUGCCAGCAUUAGGCAGGCUGACCCAGGAGGCCAGGCUGCUGUCAGCUUCACAACCUACUCUGCCUCACCGUUCCUGGGCUGGUGUGCAGCCUCAUCCUCCUCUCCAUCGGAAGGCAUCUGGUGGUAAUUUGCUGGCGACUCCUUUCCUGGCAGGGCAGUUAGCUAGGGGAGGCAGUGCAGGAAUGCUCACCUCCAACCCUCCAUUACAGCUGGUGACAAAUAUACCGUUUACUGCUCAAGUACAAGCCACCAUUCCUAUUCAGCCCAUGAUAACACAGGUUAUCUCUGGAAACACAGCCACUUUCUCACAAUCUACAGCUCCUGCUGUUUCUAUACCCACACUUGCACAUGUGCCCUCCUCAGCAUCUAUGCCAUCUUCCUCUCCUCCAAAGCAGACUCCACUGUCUUCUGCCACCCCAUCACCUGUCCCAACUCCUUCAUCUCCUACGGCCAUUUUCUCCCAGACACCUCGCCCAAAGCCAAUCCCAACAACCCCAUCUCGCUCCUCCUCCCCUCCUCCCUGUUCCACCCCACCUUCAGCAGGAGCAAGCCCACUAUCGACUUCCCGUCCCAAACCGAUCCUUACACCAUCUCCUCGCUCUUCCUCUCCCUCUCCAUCCUCCACACCCCCCUCAUCCUCUGUUUCUACCCCAAUUCCUCUACCUCAACCUUAUUGUCCCAAGUCAUCGCUUACAUCCUCUUCUCCUCCAUCCUCUUUGGUCACCUCUUCCCCAACCCAGAGCCCCAGAUCCAAGACAUCCAACACACUUCCACCAGCUUCUCUGUUGUCUGGCUCCAGUCCUGCCCUUACUCCAGCCCCUUCACCAAUACCAACUCCCACUCAGACAACUCGAACCCGACCUUCUACUCCUUCCCAAACUCCCACUCAAACCAUCACAAUGGUAACUCCGACCCAGACACUAACUCCUACAUCGUCUGUAUCUCCAGUCCUUACCACGUCUGGCAUCUCCCCAAGUAAAUCCCAGAGUCAAACACCUUGUCUCCAGCCCCCUGUCUCCACCUCAUUCAGAGGCCCCAUCUCAAGCCAAGUCCCAAAACAAGUUACACCACUUGCCCCAGUUCAAACUUCUGCCCCUUCCCUGACACCUGUUAGCACCAGCUCUCCACCUAAAGUAACUUUUUCUGUUCAUCCUGUGAAGCAAACCUCUGCAGUCUUUACUCAAAGUCCCACAUCAUGUUUGAGCCAUAUCAAACAAAUCGCAUCAGCAUCCUCAUCCUCAUCCUCAUCCUCAUCUUCAACAACUCUAUUACCAAACCAGGGUUCCACGAACCCUUCUUCCCCUCCUAUCUCCUCAAUCACCACCACCACUUCUCAUAAUGUUCAGUCUGCCGCUGUUCCCUCCCCAAAACAAACCUCAACAACUGCCCCUACCAGCUCCCAGAAACUCAACACACCAUCUGUCCCUGUCCAGACAUCUCAGGCACCUACCACUACACCUAACCAGACAGCACAUGCAGCCACCCCUGCCAACUCCACAUCCCCUAAAGGUGGGAAAAAGGACCCUCAGCUGUCACUCACCAGAAAAGACUCAGAGGGAUUGAGGCACAAACUGCCUGCAAACAUGUAAGAAUAUAGGGGAAAAACAUUUCAAGAAGUACUUUGUUUCACAGCCAGUGCCCAUAAACGGAACCUGGAUUUGCAGAUUUAUGUGAGAGCUGGCACCAGGCAACGGAUGGUUUAAUGUGGACAGAUAAUCUUGUUUGCAUUUACUCUAGGAUGUGAUUGUCUUAGAAUAUCAGUCAUUCAUGUGACUCCCAGGCAAGACAUUGAUCAAGAAGAUAGACUUAAUGGAUCUAUUGAGUGGGUGGCACUUGCUGUGGCAGAGUCUAAUAAACAUCCAAAUGUAUACAUACAUAUCUGUGUUAGUGAUUGUCGGAGGAAGCAGGGAAUCUGAAGGGGAAACAUGCGGCACUAUACAGUUUGUAAACAGAAAAACUGGAUGGAAGCAAUGGUUGGGGGUGUUUAAAGUGAUUGAAAACAGCAAUACUUGUGAAGCAUUUUAUUUAGUCAUGACAGGAAGUAACCUUGAUUAACAAUGAAGUGACAAUGAUUAUUAAUGUAAAAAAACAGUAAUUGUGUUGCUGUUGGGAAGAAAGUCCACUGUGACAUCAAAAUACAGGCAAUAGAGCAGACACCUCCUGGUUUCCAGACUAACUCCCUCUUGCCUCCCAUUCUACACCGAAGUGUAAUAUUUUCUCAUCACAAUAAAAAUAAUUAUAAUGAUGUAACAUUUCAGAAAAAAAAAUCACUGUAAAAUUGAUACACAUAUGAAUUUGAUUUAUUAGGAGAAAUACAUUGGUAGUUUUAUUGUCCCAGGUGUUUGGUGUUUAGUUUUUGAACAAUUCAAUUUUAAAACCUACAUGUUCACUUUGAC
Messenger RNA from Melanotaenia boesemani (Boeseman's rainbowfish), 6751 nucleotides. RefSeq names its product potassium/sodium hyperpolarization-activated cyclic nucleotide-gated channel 1-like. NCBI's taxonomy places the organism in Eukaryota, Metazoa, Chordata, Actinopteri, Atheriniformes, Melanotaeniidae. Gene Ontology annotation, cellular component: membrane. Gene Ontology annotation, molecular function: voltage-gated potassium channel activity. The transcript is spliced from 9 exons. The coding region runs from base 1412 to 5944 and encodes 1510 amino acids. The record is from RefSeq and is a predicted model, not a curated record. Gene Ontology annotation, biological process: potassium ion transport; transmembrane transport.